This is a messenger RNA of Candoia aspera, 1842 nucleotides long. RefSeq names its product Src homology 2 domain containing transforming protein D (gene SHD). Bases 437 to 1708 code for a protein of 423 amino acids. The transcript is spliced from 8 exons. Gene Ontology annotation, molecular function: phosphotyrosine residue binding. NCBI's taxonomy places the organism in Eukaryota, Metazoa, Chordata, Lepidosauria, Squamata, Candoiidae. The record is from RefSeq and is a predicted model, not a curated record.
UGCAAACAAAGAAAGCCGGAGCGACCUGUCCUUUGGAGGUCCUUCCCGGAUAAUUUCAUUUAAAAGCAACAAAAAAGCCAACACCGAACUUUAUAACAACAACAGCAGGGAAAAAGCGGCCGGAGAAGGAUUCGCGGGGGGCGGAUGGAAAGGAGCGAAGUCCCGAUGCGGGAAGAGGGACGGGCGGCUGGCGAGACGGCGUGCUUUUCGGAUUUAAAGAUAUUUUUUAUCCGACAGCAUUCCCGCUGAAUUUCCUUCGGAUCCUGGCAGAAGGCGCCGGAGCCAGUGAUGGACAACUCCUAAUCUGGAUUAUAAAUCCCAAUCCACACGGAUGAUCUAAGGGAGAAUUUGGAGCUUGCGUUCUGUUCCUAUCUGGCUUGUCUGGACAAGGAAAUUGGGGGCUUGGCUGCCACUGACCGUUGGGUAAAGGGGACAAAUGGCCAAGUGGUUUAAGGAUUAUCUAAGUUUCGGGAGCAGGAGGUCUCCCCCACAGCCCCCCAAACCAGAUUACACCGAGAGUGAGAUCUUGAAGGCGUAUCGGGCACAGAAAAGUUUAGACUUUGAGGAUCCGUACGAAGAUGGGGAAGGCAAAGCUGAUCCGGAUCCCGGAGGGUCGCCUAACAAGGGGGGCACCUGCAGUGGCAAUUUGGAAGGAAAAUACGGCUCCCCCAAGCACCGCCUCAUUAAAGUGGACGCUGCCGAUCUCAACCGGAGCAAAGCUCUCCUCGCCACGGCUGCCGAGGAAGCAGACGCCCCGUUAGACCAGGCCCCUGGAGAGAGUGAGUAUUCAGACCCCUUUGAUGCUCACCGGGAACCAAAAGGUGACAUGGAAGAGGAUGUUGAGUUGGAGAACAACGGCUACAUGGAGCCCUACGAUGCCCAGAAGGUGGUGGCUGAUAUCCAGCGGAAGAGCGAGUGGGACGAACAGCGGGUGAAGAAAUCCCGGAUUGGUCUGCAGCUUUACGACACCCCAUAUGAGGAGAAGGAAGUGGAGGCCGACCCAGAGGCCGUCCCCACGGAUAAGCCUCGCAAGAGCCGCCUGCCCCAGGAGGAUGAGCGCCCGGCCGAUGAAUACGACCAGCCAUGGGAGUGGAAGAAGAACCACAUCUCCCGGGCUUUUGCUGUAGACAUAAAGGAGAAUAAAGUAUUGCCUUGGCCACCGCCCGUAGGACAACUUAUGGGGACAGAAGAAUCCCUAGAUCCAGAAGCGCAGUUCGAAACCCCCGAGUGGGACCGGACCUCCUCCUCCUCAUCAUCCUCGUCCUUGGCCCACAAAGAGCACCGGCCGCGUCCGCCGAAGCCCCUGACGGGGUCCGCCAAGUUGGGCCGGCCACAGAGCCCUGAGUCUGGCACCCCCCUGGCCGAGCGCAUCGACCCGUCGCUGCCCCUGGAGAGCCAGGCGUGGUUUCAUGGCCCCAUCAGCAGAGCUGAAGCCGAGACACUCUUGACGCUGUGCAGGGAAGGCAGCUACCUGGUUCGGAACAGCAAGACCAGCUGCGAUGAAUAUUCCCUCUCGCUCAGGAGCAGCCAAAGUUUUACGCACAUGAAGUUCACCCAAACAAAGGACAGCAAGUACAUCUUGGGCCAAAACAGCGCCCCGUUCGACAGCAUCCCAGAGGUCGUCCACCACUACACCACCCGAGAAUUGCCCAUCAAGGGGGCUGAGCAUCUUUCUUUGCUGUAUCCGGUGGCGGUUCAGACUCUGUAACGCAAGCGGGGCGGAGGCCGCAAAGUUGCUCUGGGUCCAAAGAGUCGGCCCUGAACGUCGUCUGGACCAGGGAUGGUGUCUUGCUGACAGUCUCUCCCCUUUCGAUGGGAAUUCCUCUUGCUGGAGAGCGGCUG